Messenger RNA from Auanema sp. JU1783, 1776 nucleotides. The record is from the annotation of a GenBank genome assembly. Lineage: Eukaryota; Metazoa; Nematoda; Chromadorea; Rhabditida; Rhabditidae.
AUGUUCUGGGCAUAUUGGGCCCUAUCCUUGGUGGCUGUGGGACAUGCAGCCAUCUCCUCGAUGAACUACGUGCCAAUGGGCAGUAAUCCCACUUUGUACACUCCUGGAUUUGAGCCCAUCAUGCAUUUGGACCAGCAAACAUUUUCUGAUACAGUUUAUGGACAAGAUAAAGCUUUUGUGGUUGAAUUUUAUGCUGAUUGGUGUGGACAUUGUCGUGCUUUUGCUCCAUUCUUCCGACAAUUCGCUGGAAUGGUGAAAGAAUGGAAUAAUGUUGUAACAGUUGCAGUUAUGAACUGUGCAGAUGCUUACAACACUCAAAUAUGCCGUGAGAAUGGUGUAACUCAUUUCCCCAUGUUGAAAUAUUUUCCACGGUUAGCACGAAAUGCACAAGCUGGAAAAAUGAUGGACACACCUCAUGCACCAGAACAGAUGAGAGAUUCGUUACUUCGUACUGUCGUCAAUGAAUACUCUUUAUUCCGUUAUCCUGACUGGCCAAAUUUCAUUCACAUCAGCGUAGACAGCCGUACUACAUAUGGUCAAUUAUGGCAAGGAGUUGCCGAAUCAGCUGAUUAUAUGACAAUUAUCUUUGAAGAGUAUGAUGGCGUUGGAAGUCAAUUCUUAUUGGAUUUAUCAUCUCGUGGAGGCAUUCUUGGUUCACGACGUGCAUUAUCCAAUUCUCCAUUGGUACAAAUGUUAAGAAUUCGUGAAUUCCCAACUGUCGCCCUAUUCCGACGAGAUCAUCAACAAGCUUUGUACAUGCAAAGAUUCUCUAACAGUACAUAUAAGGAUUUGGAUAAUGUUAUAUUAUCAGAUUCUCGUAAUUCUCAUCAGAAUCCUCCAAUUAUGUUACUGACAACGACAACACCUCGUCCAUCAACAACAACAAAAGCUCCAAUAAUUGAUUGUGAAAAAUAUCCAGACAGUUGCCGUGAUCUUUACUAUGUUUCGGAAACGGAUAUGCUCAAAGCCAUGCAUAUGGCCAUUUAUGAUGAAGUUAUUCGUUCUCCUGGAUAUAUUCAAGGAGAAAACUAUACGGCACUCACUGAUUUCGUGACUCUUUUAUCAAACCAUUUCCCGGUCCUUUCCUUUUCGAACGAUCUCCGAACUCGUGGAAGACGGACAUCUUCUACUAUUUUGAAAAGCAGCGAACGUGCUCGACUCGUUUUCACUCACAUGAGAGAAUAUCUUGAAUCUCGUCGUGAUCAACGCAUGGUUUCAGUUGAUGAUUACAAACGUCAAUUCGAGAAUGUCGAGCGUGUCUAUGCUAAUCCUUUCCCAGUCAAUUCAACUUGGCAGCAUUGUCGUGGAAGUUCACCCAUGUUUAGAGGAUAUACAUGCGGAUUGUGGACAACAUUCCAUGCUUUAACUGUCCACACUUACAUCGACACAAUUAAAGAUGACCAUGUAGAUGCUAUUAAGCCAUUACGUGAUAUCCAGGGUUGGGUCAAGAACUAUUUUGGUUGCCAACAUUGCAAAAAUCACUUCAUGCACAUGACAACUACACAAUUCCCAUUAAACGAACGACGGGUCCGUCACCCACAUGAUAUGAUGACAUACCUGUGGCGUGCUCAUAAUAUCGUGAACAAUCGCCUACAUGGUGAUGCUACUGAAGAUCCUCAAUUCAAUAAAAUGCAGUUCCCACCACCAUUCCUCUGCCCAACUUGCCAUUCAGGUGGACAAUUUAGUCGUCGUCAGGUUCGCAAUUUCUUGCUUCGAUAUUAUGGAAGUAUUAAGCCACAUAAUCGUUUGGCUAAUAGACGUUUAUCGUUCUUCUAA